Messenger RNA from Lachancea mirantina, 1371 nucleotides. Lineage: Eukaryota; Fungi; Ascomycota; Saccharomycetes; Saccharomycetales; Saccharomycetaceae. The record is from the annotation of a GenBank genome assembly.
AUGCAAGCUUCCGCAGAAACUAUUGCUCAACAAGCCCGCAAGGCAGGUAACAUUCUCAAGACUUUAUCUGACGAGAACCGCUCUGCAAUUUUGUUUAAGAUCCAUGAUGGAUUAAAAGAAAAUGCGGAGUUGAUUAGAAGGGCCAAUGCACUUGACUUGGAAAAGGCAAGAGAAACCAACUUGACGCAAUCUCUUUACAAGAGACUAGACCUGUUCAAGGGGGAUAAAUUCGAAACGAUGCUUCAAGGCGUGAAAGACGUUGCAGCUCUCGCGGAUCCUGCGGGGAAAGUGAAGUUGGCUAGGCAGUUAGAUGAAAAUUUGAAUUUAUAUCAAGUAACUGCUCCAGUAGGCGUUUUGCUUGUAAUCUUUGAGUCUAGACCCGAAGUCAUCGCUAACAUCACGUCUCUUUGCAUUAAGUCGGGAAACGCUGGUAUUCUAAAGGGUGGGAAAGAGUCUGUCAACACUUUUAGAGAGAUUUCGAAAAUCAUAAAUCAAGUCAUAAGCGAAAACGUCGUGAGUACUGGUGUUCCCGUGGGCGCCGUUCAGCUUAUAGAGACUAGAGAGGAUGUGUCUGGUCUGCUAGAGCAAGAUGACUACAUUGAUUUAGUGGUUCCUCGUGGUUCAAAUGCAUUGGUAAAGCAGAUCAAAUCCUCGACCAAAAUUCCAGUUUUAGGGCACGCCGACGGAAUUUGUUCCAUUUACCUCGAUAAAGAUGCCGACUUGGAGCAAGCCAAACGCAUUACUUUAGAUGCCAAGUGCUCCUAUCCCGCCGGUUGCAAUGCGGUCGAGACGUUAAUUGUCAACCGUCAGAUGCCAAACUGGUGGGAUGUAUUGAUUAACCUUUCGGAGGCGGGCGAUGUGACCAUUCAUGCUACUCAAGAAGUCAAGAAGCUCUAUUUGGUAAAGCUUCAAGAUUUGGGAUUAACAGAGACCUUCAAAGAAAAAGUUGUCGAUGUUGACGAAAGUGUCGACUUUGACCAAGAAUUUCUUUCUUUGGACAUUGCUGUCAAUUUCGUCAACACUGUGGAAGAGGCUGUGAGUCACAUUAAUACUCACUCAUCAAAGCACACUGACGCUAUCGUGACCGAAAAUGAACAAAAUGCCGAGCUGUUCUUGAAGGCUGUUGACUCUUCUGGUGUUUACUGGAAUGCCUCCACAAGGUUUGCCGACGGCUUCAGAUAUGGUUUUGGUACGGAAGUUGGAAUAUCAACUAGCAAAAUUCACGCGCGCGGUCCAGUUGGUCUUGAUGGCUUAGUCAGUUACCAAUAUCAGAUCAGAGGGAAGGGCCAAGUCGCCAGCGACUAUGUUGGUUCUGGUGGCAAGAGAGCGUUCUUGCAUAAGGACUUGGAUCUGGCAAAAGUUAAUAUUUAA